AAAGCGGAUCUCCUUACGAGCGCGGGCCGGGAAGACUCCAGGCGGGGUAUACUGUACGCAAUACGCAAUCAGCAGACGCCGCGCCGCCGCUGUCCGGCAGUGUCUUGUUGACAGUGAGACUAGACCUGGUCUGCGGAGUUUCGUGAGAUGGCCAUCGACGAGAGAACUCUAACACAAUCUUUCAUCGGCGCAUCGCCCUUCCUUGUCAAAGUCCUAGAGCUGAUAACUUCCUUGCUCUGCCUGGUACUGAUUUACGUUCCGUUUGACAACCACGUGGAAGACAACCUGAACCAUGUCGGCAUUGUGUACGUCAGCUAUUGAUCAUCUAUCAUCAUCAAUGGUGUGCUGAUUGUUUCAGAUAACUUCCUUGCACUGCCUGGUACUGAUUUACGUUCCGUUUGACAACCAUGUGGAAGACAACCUGAACCAUGUCGGCAUUGUGUAUGUCAGCUAUUGCUCCUCUAUCAUCAUCAAUGGUGUGCUGAUUGUUUCAGAUAACUUCCUUGCUCUGCCUGGUACUGAUUUACGUUCCGUUUGACAACCACGUGGAAGACAACCUGAACCAUGUUGGCAUCGUGUAUGUCAGCUAUUGCUCAUCUAUCAUCAUCAAUGCUGUG
Molecule: messenger RNA, 617 nt
Organism: Homalodisca vitripennis (glassy-winged sharpshooter)
Lineage: Eukaryota; Metazoa; Arthropoda; Insecta; Hemiptera; Cicadellidae
Exons: 2
Coding region: 148-321 (57 amino acids)
Source: RefSeq, a predicted model, not a curated record